AGUUGUUUCGUGACCUUUCACUAAGGCGAGUAGAGUAGAUCCAUCAUAAUACGACGGAUUUGUAAGAGAUUCGAAACGAUUUAUAAAGAAGAAAAGUGCGGGUACAGUGCACUUGGCAAAGUGAGAAAAAUAAUUGGUUUUCUAUCUUCACUUCUAGACAAUGCUUCCCACGAUGUGCUACUCCCGAGUAUUUGCGACUUUCAUGGUAAUGGAAAUGAUAGUGGUUUCAUCAGAAAGAGAACAUAAGGUCCACAAUAUAGUCCUGUAUCCAGAAAAGCACUCCUGGUGUCAAGUGACUCCUAUUCAGCAGAUAAUCACUUCUCCAGGCUUUGAUUCUGUCACCAUAGACAACAAUGUAUGUGUGGGGGCAUGCUACAGCUACUCCAUUCCCAAAACACAGCCAGCGGAGCCCGGGGAGCUAAUAGGCCCCUAUUGUGAUAGCUGCCAGCCGUCCAAAAUAGAUUGCUACCAUGUGAACCUUCUACAAGAUGACAAUGCUAUAGAAGGCCCCAAGAUUUUACAGAAACGUGUUCAAAUCAUCAGCAACUGCUCCUGUCAAAGCUGUGACAAAGUCAGGACAGAGGAUUGCGAAAUUUCCGAUGAGAAUACUUUAGAGCUGCCUAGGAAUCUAUUUACUAAUCAAGAGGGGAGUUAUAAACUUCAGCAAGGAAAUGAUGAGCUGCCGGACAUUUUGGAAACAAACAGCAGCAAAACCAACACACAAACUCAAAACUACAAGACUUGGGCCCUGACUCAUCAUGAGGAUGUUGAAAGCUUGUUCAGACUGUUCUUGGAACAAAACAGGGAAAACAAUGCUGAAAUAGAAGAAAACAUGGGAAACAAACCAAAAUCCUCAUCUGAUAGUGUUUUGGACCCUAUUUCAUUGUACCACAGCUACCUUCUGGAUCAAAAUGAGAAAAAUAAUGCCAAGAUUGAGCAGGAUUUGAAGAGUAAGCCUGUUGGUUAUGGUUUAGAGGGCGCCCCUAGCGGCCAUAAGGGGAACCACGUGGCCAUGGGGUUGGGUCAUGAUGAGAAAACCAUGGAUGGUGUUGAGGAGGUGAUUGGGGAUGGUCAGGAACAGAAAAUGGAGGAGCAUCACCCUUUGAAUCACCACCACCACCUCCAUAAUCAUCAUUUAGGUGAUGUGGAGUAUAAAGGAACUAGCAUAUUGCAUCUGGUGAAUGGUCCUCAUGGUAGCAUGGUGGCAGCUCCAGUGAAAACAAAACUGCAUAUUGAUUCUGAUGAGUUGAAGCCCAACAGUGAAGGGGUUGUCAUUGAAUAUGAAAAUCCCCACAAGGGCUCUGAUGGAACAGUUGCCGAACUGUUUGAACAUUGAGGAAUUGUGCCAAGUUGAUUUUCUCAAUGUCAAUCUGUUCUUCAAACUUCGGAAAUAUGGAAUGACAUUGAGAAAGUUCUUAUAGAAUCUAGUCUGAAAUGUUUUUUCUGAUAUGUUUUAUUCGCCUAUUAUGUUCAUUUCAAAAUCAAGUUACCCACCAAUAAAGUGUAUACACAUAAUAUAUACACCAGAGAGCUUCUGUCAGAUUCUCAAGAAAAAAAUGAUAUAAAACACUCAAGAACUGCAUGAUGAAUAUGUCAAGUUUCUUAAAAUUUCUCUAAUUAUUCACCCAAACAGGGUCAAUUAAAAAUAGAAAGAACUAUAUAUCAUAUAUAAGAUAUCCAUUAGAUUGAACAGAGUUUCCUCAAUUGUCAGCGAAAGUACUGUUUCGGUCCACCAAACAUCAUCAGUUGCUCUCGGUCUGCUGGCAAUUGGGCAAAAUUUUAACAUCACCUAAUCGUUGCUGGUGGGGAUGCAUAUUUUCAAAUGAAAGCAAUACAGAGUCACAUAAAACAUGAAAUUGUCUUAUUAAUGUGGCAUAGGUACUUGAUUUUUUCCCUAUUUUUUCGUCAAAUUUUCAAGAUGAAAUUUUGUGUUGGUAAGAAAACUCAAGAAUAAUCUAAUAUUUUGGGAAUAUUCGUCAGACUGUAUCAUAUUUUGUUGAAUGAUGUUAAUAUACAUAAUAUCUCUUUGUUUCAAAAUCUCUUUGUAAUAGGUGGAUAGAGAAGGAAAGUUUAUAUUCUUUG
This is a messenger RNA of Phaedon cochleariae (mustard beetle), 2082 nucleotides long. Lineage: Eukaryota; Metazoa; Arthropoda; Insecta; Coleoptera; Chrysomelidae. The record is from the annotation of a GenBank genome assembly.